Messenger RNA from Acanthochromis polyacanthus (spiny chromis), 2190 nucleotides. RefSeq names its product chemokine-like receptor 1 (gene cmklr1). The record is from RefSeq and is a predicted model, not a curated record. Gene Ontology annotation, cellular component: plasma membrane. NCBI's taxonomy places the organism in Eukaryota, Metazoa, Chordata, Actinopteri, Pomacentridae. Gene Ontology annotation, biological process: complement receptor mediated signaling pathway; positive regulation of macrophage chemotaxis; inflammatory response. Gene Ontology annotation, molecular function: complement receptor activity; G protein-coupled receptor activity. The coding region runs from base 110 to 1156 and encodes 348 amino acids. The transcript is spliced from 2 exons.
GACUUCUUUGAAUUCAUUGAGUUUGUCAUUCAGCUUUGGACACGAUCGAGUCAACAACAGCGGACAGUCUGUGCUGCAGACAGUUUCACAGGUCACUCCUGAAAGCAAGAUGGACAUGACAGAUUAUGAUAUCUUUGAGGACUACAACUACAGCUAUCACGAUGAUGGAAAUUUCACUCCAAGGGAGGAAGCAGUUUUUCAGCACAAAUCAACGUGUUUAAAGGAAACCUUGUGUGUGCUGUUGUUUGUAAUCAGUGUGGUCAUUUUUCUCCUGGGCUUCUUUGGGAAUGCUUUGGUCAUCUGGAUCUCUGGCUUCAAAAUGAAGAAGACGGUCAACACCACCUGGUACCUGAGCCUGGCGAUCUCUGACUUUGUCUUCUGCACUUUCCUCCCAAUAAGCAUCACAAACACGGUGAUGGAAGAGUGGAUCUUUGGCCGCUUCAUGUGCAAGUUUGCACCCUCGGUUAUGUUCCUUAACAUGUUCAGCAGUAUCUACCUCCUUGUCAUCAUCAGUGUGGACCGCUGUAUUUCUGUCGUGUUUCCUGUUUGGGCCCAGAACCAACGCACAGUUCAGAAGGCCUCAGCUGUAGUUGUCCUGGCCUGGCUUCUCGCCAUUGGACUGAGCAUUCCCUCUGCGAUCUUUCGGGAUAUUGGCAGCCACCUGGGUAGGACCAUUUGCUUCAACAACUACACAUCAAGCCCACACAGUCACAAGAUAGUUGCAAUCAGCCGUUUCCUUGCAGGUUUUGUGGUCCCCUUUGUCAUCAUUUUAAUCUGCUACUCCAUCAUCUUCCUCAAACUUCGAACCAACAGGAUGACAAAAAACUCCAAACCCUUCAAAGUGAUGAGUGCCCUCAUUGCUGCUUUCUUCAUCUGCUGGCUGCCCUACCACAUCUUCGUCCUCCUCGAGCUGAACCAUCAGAACUACGACCACGACAUUUUAACCACGGGACUCCAAGUAGGCACUUCUAUGGCAGCAGCAAAUAGUUUCCUCAAUCCUGUGCUGUAUGUCUUCAUGGGCAACGACUUCAAGCAGAAGUUCAAGAGUUCAGUGCUCUCAAAGAUGGAGAACGCGAUGGCGGAUGAAGGCCGCACCAUCAGCCGAUACCUGUCCAGGUCCAGCUCCAUGGACGCCAGAGCGUCUACACACAUCUAGAGGUGCAGACAUCACUGUACAACUGUUUCACCAAGUGUGCUCAUGGGCAAAACAAAAAUACAAAUACGCAAUAAAUAAUGCAUGAUAUGUAAUAUGUAUCUGCUUGUAAAAACACAUUCAUUAGUGAAACUUGUAUAGAUUUGCUGCAAAAAUUAUCCGCUUGUCUUCUGAUGGCAGAGAAAGCUGUAAAAGUUUCAGGUUUGCAGACACAUAAUGUAGCUGAAAAAAGCUGGAGGGUGGGGGACAUCAGUCUGAGAUGUAAAAUAAAAGGUUUGUAAAAUAUGGAGUAUAUUUUCUAAUAAUAAAUGCACAAAAUGUAUUGUUAUAUCAAGUGUUGAAUAAAAAUACAUUCAUCUGACACUUUCACAAAAUCAAUUUGUAUGUAUUUGUGAUCACACGAAGGUUUGCUGCUGGCUUUAGGACAAAUGAGUGAGGUCUUUCAAGGCUCAAGCAUAGGUUGCAAAUUUGGGGUUUGCCUUCAUUUGUGAAACACAUGAAACAAGAGAGGAAAUUAUCUAAUGUAGAAAUUUUGUAGAACAAGCUUCAGGCCUUUAGCAAGGAGGUUAUAAAUGUGAGUAUUUCCUCAUUUGGGUAGAAGUGAUUGUUGUAAAAUUUAAUUUGUUUCCUUGACUUUUUAAAUAAACUGAUAAGCACAAGACCUCACAAAUGGAAAUAAACCAAAGAACACUCAAUGAAGAAACAAAGCCCUACUACUUCUUGUAAAUGGACAUCAAACCCAAAGCAGGAUGUUCUGUGGUUUUGUUUGUGUUGCAACUUCGAUGUAAAUCUCACUUUCCAAAACACAGCAUCCAGGGUGGAAGUUUACUGUUGGUGUGGUAACAGAGUACCGACAGCCCCUUCACUCCUCUGUAUACUCUGGUCUGUUUAGGACUGUUGUUUAUUGAGCCAAGAAAAUGAACCUCACAACUAUAUAAGCCACUGCUAUUAACACAUUUUUGAUGAAUAGAAAUAUGUUUUUGUAAUUUCAUGUGUGAAGGUUGUAAAUGUGGUUUGGAAUAAAGGUUUGAAUGGUG